This is a messenger RNA of Andrographis paniculata, 2217 nucleotides long. Its product is annotated as pyruvate kinase isozyme A, chloroplastic. NCBI's taxonomy places the organism in Eukaryota, Viridiplantae, Streptophyta, Magnoliopsida, Lamiales, Acanthaceae. The record is from RefSeq and is a predicted model, not a curated record. The transcript has 6 exons. Gene Ontology annotation, biological process: glycolytic process. Gene Ontology annotation, molecular function: magnesium ion binding; potassium ion binding; pyruvate kinase activity. Gene Ontology annotation, cellular component: chloroplast stroma; cytoplasm. Bases 231 to 1982 code for a protein of 583 amino acids.
GAACUAUUUCCUCAAUCUGUUGGCGGCGAUACUUCCGAAGCUCCGCCUUGAUUUCUCCGCCGUCGCCAGAGCCUAACCAGAGACCAUUUUUGGCUAUUUAUCGCCAUCGGAUUCAGGAUCUCCGCCGCGCUCCACCUCCACUCGAUACGCAACGACGCCGUUCACCACUCUCCCCGGCGGCAGAAGCAUUAGGUUUUACUGCUCAAUAAUCUCUGUGUGAGAAAUCAACAAUGGCGCAGUCGCUGAAUCUCUUCAUUUCCACACCUCACACCACAAAGCCACUCAUCUACCGCCGCCUCCCGCCUUGCACCGCCGCCGUCUCCCGAUUUCCGUUCGCGCAAAACCCUAGCAAAGCCGCUCUGUUCGUCAAAGCCUCUGCUUCCGAUCCGAAUCCCUCGAUUUUAACAACCGACAACGGCGCCGGCUCCGCGGCGCUGCAGGAGAGCCUCCGUGUGCCUGCGGUGGUUACGGAUUCCGGCUCGAUCGACGUCGAUGCGGUGACGGAGGCGGAGCUGAAGGAGAACGGUUUCCGGAGCACGCGGCGGACGAAGCUCGUCUGCACGAUUGGUCCUGCUACUUGCGAGCCGGAGCAGCUGGAGGCGCUGGCGGUCGGGGGAAUGAACGUUGCGAGGAUUAACAUGUGCCACGGCACGAGGGAGUGGCAUCGGGAGGUGAUUCAUAGUGUGAGAAGAUUGAAUGAGGAGAAGGGAUAUGCAGUGGCGAUUAUGAUGGAUACUGAAGGAAGUGAGAUUCACAUGGGGGAUCUUGGCGGUGCUUCCUCUGCUAAAGCUGAGGAUGGUGAAAUAUGGACAUUCAGCGUUAGAACUUAUGAUUCAACUCUUCCGGAACGCACUAUACAUGUGAACUAUGAUGGCUUCGCUGAAGAUGUUAAAGUAGGCGAUGAACUUCUUGUAGAUGGUGGAAUGGUAAGGUUUGAGGUGAUUGAGAAAAUUGGUCCAGAUGUCAAGUGUCUCUGUACAGAUCCUGGUCUACUGUUGCCUCGAGCUAAUCUUACAUUCUGGCGUGAUGGAAGCUUAGUUCGAGAACGAAAUGCAAUGCUUCCUACGAUAUCGUCAAAGGAUUGGUUGGACAUUGAUUUCGGCAUUGCUGAGGGUGUUGAUUUUAUCGCUAUAUCUUUUGUAAAGUCUGCAGAAGUUAUAAAGCAUUUAAAGAGCUAUAUUCAAGCACGUGCUCGGGAUAGUGACAUUUCUGUGGUUGCAAAAAUAGAAAGCAUAGACUCGUUAAGAAACUUAGAAGAAAUAAUUCAAGCUGCGGAUGGAGCCAUGGUGGCAAGAGGAGACCUGGGUGCGCAGAUCCCGCUGGAGCAGGUUCCAUCUGCACAGCAGAGGAUAGUCCAAGUCUGCAGACAACUCAAUAAGCCAGUAAUUGUUGCGAGUCAAUUGCUUGAAUCGAUGAUAGAGUACCCAACACCUACCCGAGCUGAGGUAGCUGAUGUUUCCGAAGCAGUUCGUCAAAGAGCAGAUGCUCUAAUGCUGUCUGGCGAGUCUGCCAUGGGCCAGUACCCUGAGAAAGCAUUGACCGUUUUGAGAAGUGUUAGCUUGAGGAUUGAGAAAUGGUGGAGAGAGGAGAAGCGUCAUGAAGCUACCGACCUGCCUGGUAUAGCAUCUUCGUCUGCAGAUCGCAUUUCUGAGGAGAUUUGCAAUUCAGCUGCUAAGAUGGCCAAUAAUUUAGGGGUGGAUGCCAUCUUUGUCUACACGAAGUCUGGUCACAUGGCCUCUCUGUUGUCUCGCUGCCGACCCGACUGCCCAAUUUUCGCAUUUACUACAACCACCACUUUACGCCGACGCCUGAAUCUCCAGUGGGGUCUAAUACCAUUCCGUUUGAACUUUUCUGAUGAUAUGGAAAACAAUCUCAACAGGACUUUCUUCUUGCUAAAAGCACGGGGAAUGAUCAAGUCAGGGGACCUUGUUCUUGCUGUCUCUGACAUGUUGCAAUCUAUUCAAGUCAUGAAUGUCCCGUAAGAGGUGGUUUCACUUUUAUGUUCCAAGGUAGCGAUCAAAUGGGUAUUUAGAGAAUACUUAUUCGAGCAUUUCUGUUGACAAGAGAUUCGUAUGGAGCAAAUAUUAAGUGAUGCAUAUGUAUGUCGAGGAGUGAGAUGUAUCCCCUCCCUUUUUUUGGUUUCUCAUGUUUAUGAAGUUUAAUUAUGUUGGAUUGUUGCUUUGAUCUGUUGAGUGAGAAGUUAGAUUCUCUUUAAAA